CUCACCCGAACUUGCUAGUUAUUCUGUAAAUUCAUUAGAAGAUGUUGCACAAGGAAAACAUAGUUCCAUGUUUUGUGUGCGGCAAACAAUGCCAGAUUUAAGAUCGAAGCAAAUAUCUUCUGAAACAUUUCCCGACAAACAAGCACACAGCAGGGGAAAACCUGCAGAUGGUGAUAUUCUGAGGACUUUAGAAGACGACACCAGUGGUUCUUCUGAUGCAGUUAUGAUGCAAAGUAAGGAAAUCAGUUCAACAAAAAGGGACUUUAGUCUAAGAUUUCAUUGUAAAGAGAAGAACCGCCAACACUAUGACAGUUCUGAGAAGCAAGAUAUUUGUCUGGAAAGUAAUGUGACAGAUAUUCAGCCUUUGCUAUGUUCUUCACCUGUAAAAAAAGAAAGUGUAAAAGAUGGAAAUUUCACCAGGGACUCGAAUAUUGUCCAAUCAUCACUUACCAAAUAUGUUACGUUGAAUAAGAGAAAGCAUGAGAGUAUUAGUUCACCUCUGACUGAAGUUCCUGUGCUGAGAAAUGGAUCUAUAUGUUGCCAAUCAACUGACACAAAAUGCAGCUCAUUCUCAACUCCUGCAGAAAAAUAUAAUAUGGUUGAUGUUUGCGGUGAAGAUAACCAAAAUAAGUCUGGAUCUUUAACCUUAUCUAAAUUGGGUAAAAUUGUUAAUCAUAUGACGAAUGGGAUACCCAGCACAGACAAGAUUCACCAAGGAGAGAUCAUAAAGGAAAGAAAAAGUGAAAAAAAAGAUUUGUCUUCCCCCAGUUCAAUAUUAGCUGCUUCAGAACAACCUUGUGGUUUAUCAUCAUAUUCUCAAAAGGUUCCCCUUGACUCAAAGAUUGGUCCUACCAUGCAAUUUAGUCUUAAAGACUUGAUGGAAAGAAGGAAAUGGAGGCUUACAAGAUUACGAACCAGCACCCUUUCCUCUAGGAGUAUUGAACCGAAAAGGGGAUAUGCUGCAGCAUCAUUGGACCUCUCUCAACCACUUAAUGAAGAGGGAAAAACAAAAGCCUUGGCUGCUGCGGCUACUGAGUUGGAAAGGAUGUUCAGGAAAGAAAACUUUGCUCAAAUGAAGGUCAUUGGGCAAUUCAAUCUUGGGUUUAUUAUUGGCAAGCUAGAUCAAGACCUUUUUAUUGUGGAUCAGCAUGCUGCAGAUGAAAAGUAUAACUAUGAACGCUUGUCGGAGUCAACAAUUUUAAAUCAGCAACCUUUGCUCCGGCCAUUGAAGAUGGAGUUAUCUCCUGAAGAGGAAAUAAUUGUUUCCAUGAACAUGGACACCAUAAGGAGAAAUGGUUUUACAUUGGAAGAAGAUCUAUACGCUCCUCCUGGACUUCGAUUCCAUCUAAAGGCAGUUCCUUUCAGUCAAAACAUAACUUUCGGAGUAGCAGAUGCAAAGGAGCUGAUUUCUAUCCUUGCAGAUGAUGGUAGUAAUGCUCAACGUAGUUAUAGGACCGAUGCAUGUGAUUCGGUGUGCCCACCUAGAGUGCGUGCAAUGUUGGCUUCCCGCGCUUGCAGAACAUCCGUUAUGGUUGGAGAUCCACUAGACAGAAAUGAGAUGCAUAAGAUACUGGAGCAUUUGGCACGCUUGAAAUCGCCUUGGAACUGCCCCCAUGGGAGACCGACCAUGCGUCACUUGAUCGACUUGAACACCGUACGUAAAACAGUAGUAGAAGACCCUGACGCAACCUUCUGAACUUACUCCAACCAUUGUGUGUUUUCUCGAUUGGAGGGAAAAAAGCGAAGAAGGGUAU
Messenger RNA from Cuscuta campestris, 1754 nucleotides. The record is from the annotation of a GenBank genome assembly. NCBI's taxonomy places the organism in Eukaryota, Viridiplantae, Streptophyta, Magnoliopsida, Solanales, Convolvulaceae.